Messenger RNA from Brachypodium distachyon (stiff brome), 910 nucleotides. RefSeq names its product dnaJ homolog subfamily A member 3, mitochondrial. The record is from RefSeq and is a predicted model, not a curated record. NCBI's taxonomy places the organism in Eukaryota, Viridiplantae, Streptophyta, Magnoliopsida, Poales, Poaceae. The transcript is spliced from 2 exons. Gene Ontology annotation, cellular component: chloroplast. Bases 66 to 728 code for a protein of 220 amino acids.
UUUUCUUGCACCGCUGCUGCAAGCACAGGUGAUUCGAAUCCUCAUAUAUAGUCAUAUAAACUAAGAUGUCCGUGACAACCACACGGUCAAACACAGGCGAAUCUGCGUGCAGGCGCACGCGCACGCUUCUUUGUCUCCGUCCAAAUGGCACAUACAUACCUUGGUCACCAAUUUACCCAAGGGCAGCUUCAAACCGCGUACAGCACCGGCGGGACGGUGCCACAGCUCGCUCUGAAAGUCUGAAUCACCUGCGAAAACUUGAUAGCUUCUUCCGUCUGUUCAAAGCCAUGAACACCACGGGCAUUGUUAGCAGCGCCAGCGGUGUCAUUUUCGGCCGGAGGAGCCACUGCAAGGUGAAGGCGUCGGCCAGCGCCUGCAGCAGCAGGACCCGGGACUACUACAAGGUGCUGUCGCUGGAGCGGUCGGCGGGCGUGGGCGAGGAGGAAGUGAAGCGCGCGUACCGGCGGCUGGCGCUGCAGUACCACCCGGACGUGUGCCCGCCGGCGCGCCGGGCCGAGUCCACGGAGCUCUUCGUCGAGCUCCGGCGCGCCUACGAGACGCUCUCCGACCCGGCCACGAGGGUACGGUACGAUGCCGAGUUGAGGACGGGCCAGCGGGCGGCGGAUGAGUUCACCAGAGACGUGUGGGAGGCGCAGCUGUGCGUGCUCCGGGCGCGCUCCGAACAGCGGCAGAAGGGCAGAAGGUGCAGCAGCGGCCACCGGUUCUAGGCGAUGCCGCCUGGUUUGGUGUUCGAGCGGACGCAGCUCAACUGUGUUUUCUUUGUGUUGACCUGAUUGAUUCUUUAACCGUAGAUUAUGUAUACCGAUGGACUCGGGGCAUCUGUUUUUAUUGGGGUGUGUUUGAGUUGUGUAAUCUGUAGAAUGGAGAUUCAAGUAACUUGAUUGGUUGA